This is a messenger RNA of Colletotrichum orchidophilum, 750 nucleotides long. RefSeq lists its product as uncharacterized. Bases 1 to 750 code for a protein of 249 amino acids. The record is from RefSeq and is a predicted model, not a curated record. The transcript has a single exon. Lineage: Eukaryota; Fungi; Ascomycota; Sordariomycetes; Glomerellales; Glomerellaceae.
AUGAGACCACCACUAAGCUACAUCCCACGUCUGUACGCGCCUCUCCGACUUCACAUCCGCCAAUCAGUCGGACUGUCACCCGCGCUGACCGCCGCCACCGCGACGACGUCGAGGUUGACGUUCAACAGCAGCAUGAGCACAUCAUCGGGCCCUCAGGCGACGACAAAGUCGACCGCUGCUACGGGAGCAUCAACCCAGGAGGCGGGAGCUGCACGGCAAGGUGAAGGUGAAGGGAGGAACCUGAACAGUAGCCACCGAGAGCACCACCCCACGGAAAGCACGUCACCGGCCCCUAAAAAAACGACAUCCAACGCCCCCGCGGAGGCCAGUCCCAACGCCAGUGGCGCCGAUUCUAGCCAGCGCCAGCCUCACUCCCAGGGCGACGAUCAGGGCCUUGCUGAUGCUCAGCGGCAGGAUGGACCCCUGGCUUUGCCGCCGCUGCCCGAGACCUCGUCGUCGUCUGCUGCAGGCGGGAGUCCCGAGGGAGGAGACAACAAGAGCAACAGCGGCAGCGGCAGUGGCAGCAACACCAUCACGCUCGACAUGAGCGGCGGCGACGGCGCCUCGACCAAGCUGGACCACCUGGGCCCCCUGGUCGUCAACCAGGACGGCACCAUGUCACGAAUCAGCAACUGGGGCGAGAUGACGGAAAUUGAGAGGCGCAACACGGUGAGGAUCUUGGGUAAGAGGAACCAGCUUCGUCUUGCUGGGCUCAGGGGGGAGAAGAACGGGGCCGAGGCUGAGAAGUGA